Messenger RNA from Hirsutella rhossiliensis, 1539 nucleotides. Its product is annotated as major facilitator superfamily domain-containing protein. Gene Ontology annotation, molecular function: transmembrane transporter activity. Gene Ontology annotation, biological process: transmembrane transport. The record is from RefSeq and is a predicted model, not a curated record. Lineage: Eukaryota; Fungi; Ascomycota; Sordariomycetes; Hypocreales; Ophiocordycipitaceae. The transcript has 5 exons. Gene Ontology annotation, cellular component: membrane. The coding region runs from base 1 to 1539 and encodes 512 amino acids.
AUGAACCCUACACCUCCUUAUCUGGCUCGGUGCCUGCAGGGCGACGAGAAAAUGGAUUCCGUCAACGACAACCAAGAGAUUCGGGCCAUUGAGGAGGUCGUCAACGACAAAACUGACAACUAUGGCCUGGCUCUGGCCGCCACGAAUGCCGCUGCCGAAUCAAGAAUUCGUGUCAAGAUGGACUGGUGCCUCAUGCCCCUGGUCAGCCUCAUUUACCUGCUUGCUUUUAUCGACCGCUCAAACAUUGGCAACGCCAAACUUGCAGGCCUCGAAAGAGAUCUCAACAUGAAGGGAUACGACUACAACACGGCCCUAUCAAUCUUCUACAUUUCUUACAUUGUGUUUGAGAUUCCUCUGAACGCACUCUGCAAGCGGAUCGGCCCCGGAUGGUUUCUUCCCGCCACGUCCAUGGCCUUUGGCAUCUGCACCAUCUGCACCGCUUUUGUCCAGAACUUUUCCUCUCUGUGCGGGCUGCGCUUCCUGCUCGGCAUCUUUGAAGCCGCCAUGAUGCCCGGCAUCGUUUACUUCCUGUCGCGAUGGUACCGCCGAAGCGAGCUGACCUUUCGCAUUGCCCUUUUCAUCAUCUCUGCCGCGUUGGCCGGUGCUUUUGGCGGCCUGCUCGCCUCGGCCAUCCUGCGGCUUCCGAGUUUUGGAUCCCUUCACUCUUGGAGGAUGAUCUUUGCUAUUGAAGGGAUAGCCACUUGUGUUCUGAGCAUCAUCUCCUUCUUAGCGCUACCCGAUCGUCCCGAGACGGCCGCGUGGUUGUCGAGGGAAGAGAAGGAACUUGCCAUUGCGCGCCUCAAGGCGGAACGAAUCGGAACAACCGAUCUUAUCGACACGUCGAGCUGGAACAAGCUCAAGCUAGGCAUCAUAAACCCCGUCGUCCUACCGACCUCGCUCAUCUUCCUCCUCAACAGCAUCACGGUGCACGGAAUCUCCUUCUUCCUGCCGACCAUUGUUCGCACCAUCUACCCGAACCGCAGCGUACAAACACAGCAGCUGCUGACUGUCCCCCCCUACGUGGUUGGUGCCGCAGCCUGUGUCGCCAUUAGCUUUUGUAGCUGGAAGCUGGACAGACGAGGCAUCUUCCUCAUAUUCUGCUGUCCGUUAACUGUCGUUGGCUAUGCUAUACUCCUCGCGUCCUCCGAGCCGACGGUCCGGUACGGCGCGACCUUCCUCCCCUUUGUAGGCAUCUUCUCUUACGGCUCUCUCACCAACUCGCACGUCUCAGCGAAUGUCGUCUCCGAUACGGCUCGAUCCUCUGCCAUUGCCACCAACGGUAUGAUGGGCAAUAUUGGCGGCCUGAUAUCAACCUGGGCUUUUUUGGAGUCUGAUGCCCCGCGGUUCUCGAUCGGCAACGGGCUUAACUUGGCGGCCCAGGCAUCCAUGUUCUUCAUCGCCAUCGCCUUAUACUUCUGGAUCGAGAGAGAUAACAAGAAAAAGAAGACGCAGGAUGUCGCGGCCGAGCUUGACGGAAAGCACUCACAAGACAUUGAGGAGAUGGAUUGGAAGCAUCCUGGGUUCUUGUGGCACAAUUAA